AUGCCGCCGCCGUCUUCCGCCCAGCAGAAGGUGCUCAUCGCCCAGUUUGUAUCCUUGACUGGUGCCACAGAGCGUCAGGCUACUCGUUUCCUCAAGAAUGCAAGCUUCAAGAUGAACGAAGCCGUCGAUACGUACUUCUCUUCGGACGGAAAUGGCAAGGGACCAUCACCAGUCGAGGCCAAGUUGGAAUCCUUAUUCGACCAACUGCAGGACAGUGACGAUGAGAAGGACAAGUUGGAGCUUGACUCCACUAUGGCUUACCUCACUGAGAAGCUCAAGAUCAACAUCGAGAACGCAGAACUGCUUGUGGUCCUGGAACUUCUCCAGGCACCCUCAGUGGGAAUGAUUACCAGGAGGGGAUAUGUUGAUGGAUGGAAAAACACUGGAGUUGGAGCAUCACACCAGGAGCAUGCUGCCCAUCUUCGACGACUGAUUUCAUCCCUCUCCUCCGACCCCGCCUUGUUCAAGAAGGUAUAUCGGUACGCUUUCGUUGCAGGACGCGAACCCGACCAGAAGGCCCUCGGCCUGGAGAACGCCCUCGUUUACUGGGACAUCUUGUUUGCCUCUCCCGGAGUGGAGUGGAAGACUGCGAAUCACGACUGGCUGGACCUGUGGAAGUCCUUCCUCAAUGCAAAGUGGACCCGGUCUGUCAACAAGGAUAUGUGGAAUAUGACGCUCGAGUUUGCCGUCAAGUCUCUGUCAGACGAGUCACUAUCUUUCUGGAACGAGGACGGUGCGUGGCCAAGUGUCAUUGAUGACUUUGUCGAAUGGUGCCGCGAGAAGGGUAUCGGUAAGGCCGACGGCAUGGAUGUCGACGACAAUUGA
Molecule: messenger RNA, 825 nt
Organism: Fusarium keratoplasticum
Lineage: Eukaryota; Fungi; Ascomycota; Sordariomycetes; Hypocreales; Nectriaceae
Product: Defective in cullin neddylation protein
Exons: 5
Coding region: 1-825 (274 amino acids)
Biological process (GO): protein neddylation; positive regulation of ubiquitin-protein transferase activity
Cellular component (GO): ubiquitin ligase complex
Molecular function (GO): ubiquitin-like protein binding; ubiquitin conjugating enzyme binding; cullin family protein binding
Source: RefSeq, a predicted model, not a curated record